AUGUCAGAUCCAAACGAACCUGGACAGAAAGGCCAUGGCGAGAACGAACGCGAAGUCACCGACCCUAUCACGCACCUUCCUUUGACCAUUCACGAUAUCGACAAUGUCGAGCUCGAGCGAAUCCCGCCGGCGCCUCCUGAUGCAGAGCUGAGGAAUAUUCGCGAACAGCGUGGUGCAGACACGGCGGAAGAGACCAAUCGACACCAUUGGGGCAUGGAAGAUGUUAUCUGGGAAGCACUAGAGGGUAAUUGGUGGGAGGACCCAAUCGGAGACCAGAGGAUGGCGAGGAUACAGACGAGCGUCGUCGCUGCUGCUGCUGCUGCGUCCGGGGGCCUCUGUGGUUUCAUAUUCUGGUCGACACUCGGAAACCUUUUUGGAACGAAGGGCUAUGGCAUGGGCUGGUUGGGCUAUAUCCUAGCCCCAGUUGCAUGCUGUCUGUUUGGUUUCGGUGUUGGCGCUGCCGCGCUUUUAUUCGGUGCAUUUCAACGCCCAUCGUCACCAGAACCGCCACCAAAGGAGGAUCGUCACCAAGAAAGGACGCUGAACAAUGAUGAUUCUAGUCCAGAAUCCGCACAAUGGCUAAACACCCUCCUGAACACCCUCUGGCCCAUCGUCAAUCCUUCCCUGUUUACCGCCGUAGCUGACAUGCUAGAAGACUCCAUGCAAGCUACGCUUCCAAAGAUGGUGCACGGUGUGCGCGUCGCAGAUAUCGGACAAGGGUCUCAAUCCAUCCGCAUCCUCGGUAUCCGCUGGCUUGAUGGUGGUUCAGCUGCACAGAACGUCGACGGAAUGAAGGCAGAAGAAGGCGACUUUAUCAAUAUGGAAGUUGCAUUGGCAUACCGGGCGAAGGAGACGACGGCAAAGGGAAUUCGCAGUCGGUCGGGCAACGCGCAUCUGCUCAUGGAGUUUUUGGUCACGGGAGGAAUCACGAUGCCCGUGUGGGUAGACCUCACUGGUCUACUUACGACGGUUCGCGUUCGCUUUCAGUUAACGCCCAAUCCGCCUUUUUUGUCACUCAUGACUCUGACGUUGCUCGGACUGCCGAAAAUCGCGAUGAAAUGCACCCCUUUGGCGAAGGGUUUCUUGAAUAUUAUGGACGUCCCAGGACUGUCGAGUUGGAUACAGAGCAGUGUCAAUAUGGCCCUGGAGGAGUACGUCGCCCCACGAAGCCAGACCCUGGACUUGAAGACCAUAUUGAUGGGCCGACCGAAGAUAGACACAGAUGCAGUCGGUGUGGUCAUCGUCACGAUUCGACGCGCAGAAGGGCUGAGGAGCGGAGACGGAAGCAAGUUCUUUAAGUCGGCUGAAGGGAAGAAAGGUGAUGUGUAUGUGACAAUUGGAUGGAGCAAGUGGGGGAAGCCUCUAUGGUCAACUCGGAUAAUUUCGUCUGCAAUUCCUAUCUGGGAAGAAACGGCAGCUCUCCUAGUUGGCCCUGCUGAGCUCAAUGCGCAAGAAAAUUUGAAAUUACAGCUGUGGGACUCCGACCGCUUUACUGCUGAUGACCUACUAGGCAACGUCGAAUUACCGCUCCAGUUUCUCAUGACAAGUGAUGACAUGAAGAACAAAAUGACCGCCCGCAGUGACGGCCUUCUCAAUGAGAAGGGCGAAGAGUGGCCUGGUGCCAUUCAUUGGGAGUGUGGAUACUUUUCCAAAACCACGUUCGAGCAACACCUCGAGCACAAACACCAAGACGCUCAAGAGAUUCGAGGAAAGAUCGAGCGAGAAGCAGAGGACAAAUUACGCGAGGCAAAAGCGCGAGAUCAGCAUGCUGAGGAUGGUGAGGUCGAGCGACAGAAGAAGGAAGACUUGAAGGAAAAGAACGAUGAGAUCAUCGCUCGAUCGAAGCCGACGGCGGAGUGGCCGAGUGGGAUAUUGUCGGUGCGGAUAGAGCAGAUCACUGGGUUGGAGGUGGAUAAAGUUAGGGAGAGUGGUGUUAGGGAAGACGCGGAGGGUGACGAAGAGGGUGAUUUGCCCAGCGCGUAUUGUACGAUUAUCAUCAACCACCAGAAGGUGUAUAAGACGAGGACGAAGAUGAAGAGUAGCAACCCUUUCUACGAUGCUGGCACCGAAAAGUUCAUUAGAGACUGGCGUACAACCGACGUCAUCAUCUCCGUCCGCGACAACAGGGUCCACGAACUCAACCCAGUCAUCGGCGUCGUCGUUCUACCCUUACGCGACGUCUUCAAACACAACUCGCAGUUCACCGACUCGCUCCCUCUCGUCGGCGGUAUCGGCUACGGCCGCAUGCGUCUCUCGCUCACAUUCCGCAGUGUGCAGUUGCAACUCCCAAAGCAACUCCUCGGGUGGGACGUUGGAACACUCGAGAUCCUUCCCCAGGUCAAGGCCUCGUCCGACCUGCCGCAGGAAUACUUCUCGGAUAGGCUGGUGCUGCGCACUUUGUACAGGAAGGGCAAGAUGGUGCCGAACCCCGAUGGCGGGGGCGAGUGGAUGGCCAAACAUGAUAAGCCCAUUGGACUCGUCGUCAAGAAACGCUACGCGUCGUGUCUGCUCAUCCAGUUCCGCAAGCACGCCGUCGGGCCCGACCUGACGCCUGCCUUUUGCACUCUCUGGCUGAAGGACAUACCGGACGACGAGGAGGUUACGGUGUCGCUUCCUGUGCGAAAGAACGCCGAUUCUGUGCUCUCACAUUCGCGACAGAACGCAUCAAUGGAUAUAGGAGAGAAAGUGGGUACCCUAGGGCUGAGGGUACGUCUUUGGCCUGGACUGAGCGGGUACCACAAGUAUCUUGCGGACCACGACACGAACAUGGCGGACGUGAUGGAGGUGCUCGACCAUGCAGAGGGCUCGCAGGAUAGGAGCAAUGAGCUGCUCGAGGAUGAGGUGGAGGAAUCUGAUACCUCGUCUUCCACGUCGUCAUCUUCAGAUGAUGAGGAGCGCAAGAUGCCGAAUGGUGGAUCUGCGAAGCAGAGCGGCAUAGCAGCUCAACUGAAUGAUUUCGGAAAAAGGAAGGGCGAGCUGCACCGAAAGCACCGUGGUCUGAUGCAGUGGAAGGCUGCAAGGAAUGUGGCUUGGAUCGGAAGAGGAGUGGAAAAACAAGCAGGCAUUAUCACUGGGAAAGUGAAGAGCUCCUUCCAGCAUCAUGAUAAAGAAGCGGCGAUUGAGAAAGAGGCGUAG
Molecule: messenger RNA, 3135 nt
Organism: Cyclocybe aegerita
Lineage: Eukaryota; Fungi; Basidiomycota; Agaricomycetes; Agaricales; Hemipholiotaceae
Source: the annotation of a GenBank genome assembly